ACUUUAACAAAGAUACCAGAAGAUUCAACCAGUCAACUAUCUGGUGGUACAGAAGUUAGUGAGAGAGAUAGUGGUCGUGGUACUAGUGAAGAGGAUAGUAAAAUAUAUCACAGUGAUCCAGAAGACCAACGACCAUUCAGCUCACCUUACAACAAUGGAAGCAAAAGAGUUCGAUUUUCGGAAAAUAACAAAAAUCAUCAACAACUUCCAAUGACCAAUCAACGGACACCAAUGACUUAUCUACACAACGGACAUAAUCCACAUAAUCCCAGAGACAAUGUUUCGAGGAAUAUCGCAAAUAGUUUCCGCAAUUCUAAAAACUCUAUGGGAGAGCGUGGAUAUCCUCCACCACCUCCACCUAGAGGGAAACAUACAUUUCCUUCCGGCCCUUAUAGUGACAUUUAUAAUAAUAGUAUAUCAGAAUCUAUUAAUGAAGAUGGUGGAUCUACGACAACAUCGGGAAGCUACACGAUAGCCAACGCUUACGAACUAUGUGACGAUAUUGAUAAUUUAUUCUUCAAAAAUUCCCCAGGAACCACCGUUGUGUAG
Messenger RNA from Lottia gigantea (owl limpet), 549 nucleotides. RefSeq lists its product as hypothetical. Lineage: Eukaryota; Metazoa; Mollusca; Gastropoda; Lottiidae. The transcript is spliced from 2 exons. The record is from RefSeq and is a predicted model, not a curated record. The annotation marks the transcript as partial.